This is a messenger RNA of Morone saxatilis (striped sea-bass), 1816 nucleotides long. It is a transcript of the gene styk1b, whose product is annotated as serine/threonine/tyrosine kinase 1b. Gene Ontology annotation, biological process: protein phosphorylation; positive regulation of kinase activity; multicellular organism development. Lineage: Eukaryota; Metazoa; Chordata; Actinopteri; Moronidae. Bases 393 to 1754 code for a protein of 453 amino acids. Gene Ontology annotation, cellular component: signaling receptor complex. Gene Ontology annotation, molecular function: ATP binding; transmembrane receptor protein tyrosine kinase activity. The record is from RefSeq and is a predicted model, not a curated record. The transcript has 10 exons.
CAAAGAGAGGCAGAGUGAGACCGGAUUGCCGUAAACCUGAUAUCAGUGCAAUGCAUCACAUCUUAAUUGGAGAAGGAGACAAACAGGAAGGAGGAAGAAGGAAGAGGUAAAUAAGAGAGAAGAAGGAUGAGGUGUAGGUGAGGAGGGUGGAGUUAAGAAAAUACUGAAGGUGGACAAACAGAGAGCAGCACAUUGAUCCCCUGAGCCUGACAAAUCACCAGAGAAAAACAAAGACAAUGAAGAUCUGAGCAGCAAGGCUGAACCCGGACUCCACAUUCAGCUGGAAGGAUGUGAAAAGUGCCUGACUGUGUGAAGGUGGGAAACAUGAGCCUGAAAUAACAGGAUCAAACAUUUUCUUUGGGAUAUAGGACACAAACUGAAGGGAGCUGAGGAUGUCUUCAUUAUCAGAAGCAGACUUCCGCUGCAACCACGGAGAUACAAUUUGUGAGAUCCGUGUGUAUGAGCAGGAGGUGAUCGUUGUGCCCAUCUUGCUGCUGUCCAGCUUCUUGGUCACUCUUGUCUUCAUUAUCCUGCUACGCUAUUGUCCGGAGAGAGUUGAUCGCAUCCGUCCACAGGCCACAAAGGCGCCCACCAGGAGAGUGCUGCAUGGGAUUGAUGCUCCACCAGGUAUCAAUGUCCUGGAACAUGAAAGCAUUGCUCUGGACAUGCCCAGUUCCUACUCCACCUUCCACCCCCCGAACACUUACCCCUCCAAAAACCUCUCCAUGCCUGUGGCCACACCUUCUUUCCCACCCAGCCCCCCACCGCAGCCCUUCACUCACCAACCCAGUUUCACUCCCAUUGUCCAGGCCAGAGAGCUGCCCCGCCAGAGGCUGCCCGAGUCCUUCAAUCUGGUCUCCCCUCUGCCUACUUCCUUCUCCCUGCGCUCCGACUCCUCUGUGUCCCUCUACAGGGCACGCAUGGAAAACAGGAAUGUGGUGCUGCGAGUUCUAAAUGACUCUGCUGAUGCCACAGAAAGACACAACUUCCUGGGAUUUGCAUCCUUCUUGGCUCAGCUGGGACCACAUCCCUUCCUGCCAGAGCUUCUUGGUGUGGUCUCACUUCGAGCUCCUCUGGUUACAGUUGUGGAAGAGCUGGAGAACAGAGACAUGCUCAGCUUUCUGUGGCGAUGCAGACAGGAAAAGGUGGAUCCUCCAUGUGAGAUGACUGAGAGAAGAAUAUUCUCUAUGGCCAAACAGGUGGCCUCAGCACUGGAGUUCCUUCACAGCAAAGAUCUUCUCCACGGAAACAUUCGUGCCCGUAGCGUACUGGUCACCAAGGAGUUCACAGCCAAGCUUUGGGGUCUGCAUGGGGUCUACACAAGGAAGAACCAGGGAGCCACUCAGAAAGAUGAUCCCAGCAUGAAGAAAUGGCAGGCACCAGAGCUGUUAGCCAAGAGACCAGCUGGUCAGAGCAGCGACAUCUGGUCCUUUGGCAUCUUACUGUAUGAAAUGGCAACAUUGGGUGAUGCUCCGUUUGCAGACAUCUCAGUUAAUGAGCUUCUGCAGUUUCAUCAACGAGGGAAAAAUCUGAAAAAACCUUCAAACUGUUCCAACGCGCUAUACUCCAUCAUUAAGGGUUGUUGCCAGUGGAAGGAUCAAGAUCGACCCUCUCUGGAUGAAGUGAGCCGAAAGCUCCUCUCAGGAGAGAAAAGUGCCUCUGAAAAAGUCCUCAAGGUGUCAGGGACAGUUAACAUUGAGCAGUACCUGCAGCAGGCAGGAUAUGGGGAAACCAACAGCUACACCGUUUUCUGAUCAGUGCCCGUGCCAGCAAAAUAAACUGCACUAUUCUCCCCAGUGGUACCCCAAAGAUGCAC